UUCCGUCAAUUUCAACAUCGCGCCGCCGGUAGCUUAUAAACAGCCUCCUCUGCACGCUUUGUCGGUAGUCUUUGUCCGUCUUCUUUGUCGGUGAAGUUUGAACAGCGCUAUGGGUGAUAAGAUGGACAUGUCUCUGGAUGACAUUAUCAAGAUGAGCAAGAAAGGAGGCGGAGGUGGAGGCCGCGGGAGAGGAACGUUCGCCCGGGCUGGAGGCUCAGGUCGAGGCGGCGGGCCGUCGAGGCCGGCGCGGGGCCGACAGAGCAACUUCAACCGAAACAACAGAUCCACGCCGUACACGAGGCCCAGAGAGUUGCCUGAUAAAUGGCAGCACGAUAUGUUUGAGGAGCAUGUUGGUGGACGUGCUGGAAACAGUGGUGGAAACGGCGGAGGAAACAGUGGUGGAAAUGGCGGAGGAAACGGCAGCAAGCUGCUGAUUUCCAAUCUGGACUUUGGUGUCUCUGAUUCUGAUAUCAGGGAGCUGUUUGCUGAGUUCGGAGCGUUGAAGAAGGCAUCUAUACACUAUGAUCGGUCUGGUCGCAGUAAAGGAACUGCAGACGUCCACUUUGUAAAUAAGGCAGAUGCACUGAAAGCCAUGAAGCACUAUAACGGCGUACCGCUUGAUGGCCGCCCUAUGAAAAUCCAACAAGCCACUUCAGAAUUCGACACACAGAACACACAGAAUACACAAAGCUCAAACAAAGGUUUUGAUCGGACUAGGCUCGGUCAGCCCAGGGUUGAAAGGCGGCGAGGAGGUGGUGGUGGAGGCGGCGGUGGCGGUGGAGGUUUUAGAGGCCGCGGGAGGGGAGGAGGAAACAGACCCCAGCUUUCUGCAGAGGAACUUGAUGCCCAGUUGGAUGCCUAUAAUGCUGAGUGUAAGAUGGACACCAGUUAAAAGGACUCUGAUGGGAUGAUGCUCCCGUUCCUUUUAUCAUUUUUUUAUUUUGGCUAAUCAGAUGUGAUGGAUCAGACCCUUGUGUUUUAAAGACAUUUUGUAUGGACCAUUUUUUUUGUUUUGGGUGUUAUUUUCAAAUUUUCUCUUUUUAUAACCAUAAAACCAUGUUAUCAGGAUUCAGGAACUGUUGUUGCCUUAAACCUGUAAUGAGAAUCUUUGUUCUCUUUUUUUUUUUUUGUAUAAACAUGGUUGAAUGACAGACUUCUGAAUAUAAAUUUAAAAACAAAAAAAGUUGCAUUUUAAUGUACACUGGUUCUGUCACUCAGUACUGUAUAUUUGACACAUGGACACGUUCAAAGGAUUUUGUACAUAAAUUCAUGAUAUUGAGUCAUCUUUAGAAAAACGUCUCUCGUCUUCUUGGAUUCCUCAGACUGGCCAUGUUCAGGCCAACUACUGAAACCAUGUUAAACUAAAGCCUUUGUCUUUGUAAUGGUGCAUUCUCAAAGCACCACACAAUGAAUUACCUGAGAAGUCUCUACCAUUGGUACUCUUCCUCAUACAAGAUCAACAUCUUGAUCUUGCUGCUUGUACCUCUUCAUAUUGUCUUUGCUCCGUCUUCUUGGUGGUGUCUCUCAUAUGUUCAGUAUCUGAAUUGAUAUUAGGGCUGCAGCAACCGAUUAUCUUAGAAAUUGAGUAAUCUCGGUUAUUUAAUCAAGUAAUUGGAUAGGAAAUACUUUUCUCUAAUGAGCAAUACUAAAUAUACAAAGGAGGGCGGUGCAGGUUUUUCAAAAUGAACUCCUUGCAAUGUUUUAAUGAAAACGUUUGUCAAGAAAGACAACUAAACCCUUUGUAUUAAUGUGCAAAUAAAUGAAAUUUAAAUAAAAACACAAGUAAAA
Messenger RNA from Pundamilia nyererei, 1788 nucleotides. RefSeq names its product THO complex subunit 4. The transcript has 6 exons. The record is from RefSeq and is a predicted model, not a curated record. Bases 110 to 892 code for a protein of 260 amino acids. Gene Ontology annotation, molecular function: mRNA binding. Lineage: Eukaryota; Metazoa; Chordata; Actinopteri; Cichliformes; Cichlidae. Gene Ontology annotation, biological process: mRNA export from nucleus. Gene Ontology annotation, cellular component: nucleus.